GCCAAUGAAUAAAUAAAUAAAUAGUAAAUACAUUUUUAUUACAGUUCAAGAUUUACAUCCUUUAAUCAUGAGUCAUAUAUUAAAAUGCUAAAAAAAAAAAAAAAAAAAAAAAGUCAUAACCGAGGUUUACAAAAAAAUUGUUUACAGGAUGGAAGCUAUUUAUAGUUGGCUGAGAGCAACAUUAGUACAAUUUGAGGAACUUCACUGUGGAUCCCAACAUGCCGCAUUAUGCCAUAAGCUUGCCUCCCAUUCCCAGCCCUAGUGAUAAAGCACCCCUCUGUGUGGAAUGAGCCAACAGUGGGCUACCAUGAAGUGUGCCCCAGUAGCUCAAGUGUUUCUGUGUAGCCAGAGAGCUAGCAGGAAGUGCAGCUUGGGUGUCUCUCCACUCGUCUCAUCAAUGCAGCUUUCAUUCACACUCGGUGGGGCAAGAUGGAAGCUGUACAAAAGGACCGCUGGUACUUUGUGGUACUCAUCUUUCUCCCUUUUCUUGAAGUUGCUGUCCAGCAGACAGAUCCUGUAACAGUUCAACUGGAGGAAGGGAUGGUCCUCAACUGUUUGUGCCCCUGGGACGGGAACCUCAGCAUGGUGUCGUGGACCAAACUGCCAGACAAGAAUCCAUUAGCUGUUUUCCAUCCAGAGUAUGGAAUGGCUUUUGCUUACCAAUACAGGGAGAGGAUAGAGUUCCUGAGGACCACACCUAUGGACGGAAGUAUUUCCAUGAGGAACGUCACUCAUCAGGAUAUUGGGCUUUACCACUGCUCCGUUCAGACCUUCCCUCAGGGACCCUGGACUAGGAACAUUCAAGUGGAGGAUUUAGAUGAGCCCCCCGAAGAGGAAGAUUUCACAGAGCCGCCCACGCCAGAGGUGAUUGUGGCAGACAUAGAGAUGGUGGCAGAGCAGAACAACAACCGGACCAUGAGCUGUAACCACGAGCACAAUGGCACCGUUUACCAGGCCAUUUUAGAAAAGAUGCCGCAUGGCCAACCCUGGGGCAUCAUUGGGGUGUGUAAAAAGGUGGAGGGGGGCCUGGUGGUUGAGGACUACAGUGAUCGGGGAAAGGUCAGCUGUGCCGACAGCCUGGAUGUCAGUCUGCACCUGACAGGCGUGGUGCUGGAUGAUGGUGGUUUCUAUCGCUGUACCUUCAACACAGAUGCCGGUGUGCAAACCACAACUAUUCUGCUCACAGUGCCCACUUCAGGUGGAUUCAGCCUAUCAGUGUACAUGAUGUGUAUUUACAUCGGGGCUGCAUCUGCUGGGCUUGUUCUGUUCACAGUCAUCCUCGUGCUAUGGUUGCGGCACAGGAAGAGGAACAGGAGAGAGGAGUACAGAGUCAAACUUCACCCAUCUCAGAGACAGCCCAACUUCUACGAGAACAUCCCCAUAUGCCCGAGGAUUACAAAGAAGUCCGAGCAGAUAAGACCCUGCCCUGUGUACGCCAACCUACACACUGUGCGAUCGCACAAUCACAGACAAUAAAGGAGCACACAUAAAUAUGAUGUACUGCCUAAUGCCAAUGUGUAGUUUUUAUCUGUCACAGCUGUCAACUCGACCUCAGGUUUUCCCCCAGACAAAUCAUAAAUUAUAUACACAAACAAAAAUAAACGGUAAAUUGACAAGAAGAGUUUUUUUUUGCAAUUUUUUUUAAAUAAGAUGCAGGGAUCACACUGACACUGAUUAAUAUUCAUGCUGUUAGUUUGAAAUGGAUUAACAAGCUGGUGAUCGUGUACGUCUCAGAGAGCUGACAAGUUGGGCUGGGUCCAGCCCUUAAUUAAAUGUGGUGUGUCCUGCAUAAUUACUGUUGAGAAAAUAUUUGUUUUGGGCAAAACAAUAUUUGACAGUAACCAUCAUGCAGAAAGAGCAGACAAAAGCCUGUGUUGUCAUUCUUUUCACUUCCCUAACCCCUGAGUAAAACGACUGACAAAAGCCUGUGUAAUUGCUCUCCUUCUACUUUCAUCCCUCCUGGUUUCCAUUCAAAGCUUGACAAUGGUGUCUAAUCAUCUAACGGAAAAGAAAAGCAGUCACUCAGCACUGUACCAUCACUUAAGACCCGUCACUUCCCCCCCAAAGGGCUCUCUCCGUCUAGGAUGGCUGCUUUCUAGUUACAACACGCUCUUAUUAUGAAAGCUGAACUCUAAUUAGCUAAUCCUGUGCUUCAGUCUAUAGCUUAUACUUUCUGUCUUCUGUUUAUUGAUGAAUGUUGGGCUUAUGGUUUUUUUUACCCUCUGAAAUGUAAUUAAAACAAACUAUAGUUUUUUUAACAAUAAGCUGUCACGUUUUUUUUUUUUUUUUUGAAGUUUGCCAAUAUGCUGUUUGAAAAUCACUAUGUAAAGUUUAUGGCAGCACUGCUAAACUGUGUGUUGUUCAUGUGUAAUGUAAUUUAUUUAUCUCCAUAGAAAUGGAGGCAGAGGCAGUAAUGGAUAUGCGGGCUAUACCGCUAGGAAACGAGACAAAUGUGGACAAAGUAGGAAUGUGGGACAUAAGAGGGACAAUAUAGUUUUGGAAUCGCAACCUUUUGUUGACUUCAUCUCACGGUUCCUGACAAGACAGUAGAAGGUGCGAGUCUACGUUUUUGACUUUCUGUAAAUGUUACCAGCUUUCUUGAAACAGAUGCGUGUGAUUGUCAGUGACUCUCUGUGAUAUAAAUAAAGUGUCAUAGCCCCCAACCUCAUUUAUUUCCUGUUAAGUGGGAGAGUGACAAAGGAGAACCGAAAGAGAUAUAAGCUGCAGACUGAAAAGUACUUCAAGAAGGAAACUAAACAGUUUACUGUGAAAUGAAUGAUUUUACAUUCUGGGAAAUUGAACGGUGGUCCCAGACCUUCUAUGCUAAACUAAGCUAAAAGACUUAUGGCAGUAACUUUAUAUUUACUGUACAAACAUGAGAUUGGUAUCAAUGUCAUCAUAUAAGUCCAAUUCCUUUACUUACCGUACAUUCAACAUGCCUGUGGACUUAAAUAAAAAAUGCUGAUACAUGAUAGAACAUUCAAUUUAUUACCUUUUUGUCAUCAAAAACAUUGCAUAUGUACAUUUAGUGAAAACUGUAGUCCUACACUCACUGUAUUCAAAGUGCUUUUUAAACAUAUAGUCUGACAGUAACAGAAACACAAAACGUGUCGGACACGAACACAAUCGUAACAAUAACAGAAAGUACGAUGAGUAACAAACGAGUGAAUGGCUACAAUAAACAACGAAAUCUGCAAACGAUACACACUCUGUCAACUAACUUUCUCCAGUCAUUUCAGUCAGCGUAGCUCUAACGCUCCAGAUGUAGUGGAACUAUUGUACAUACACACAUUUAUUAACCACACUUGAGCUAUUUUAAGACGAAUAGAGCAAAAAUGUGGCCAGAUAUGUCAACUAUAUUUCUAUAUACUCAUAUUACAGGCUCUGUGAUGUAGAUUGACACCUUUUUCUUUAGUUUUUUUUUUUUUUUUUUUUUUAAAGACGGGCACUUUGUUUUAGGCUCAAAUUAAUACAAAAGUUGAGUUCUCUUAAAUACAAUACACGAAAUAAAGUGACAGCAAAAUUGAACUUUAACGCAAAGUAAGUGCAUGUACAUCUAAUGUCUGUUUUUCUAGAUAUAAACCCAAGAGGAAAAACACAAAAAAAAAAAAAAAAGUGAUUAGGUUUGAUGGUAAAGGACCGCUGUGCUGCCUCAAUGUGAGUCUUUUGGGUGCUUUUUUUUAAAUUUCAGUGUUGUUGCUGUAAUUUCUGGAUUUCAAACGAUUAACACCUUUCUGCUGAGAUGCUGCAGGAAAUGCAAAAACACCUUUCACCACAAAUAUUGGUAGAGACGAAUCAGUGUCUGCUGAGAGCCCCAAAUAAGCGUAACACUCAACUGUAUAAAAGGUCUCCGCUGCGGUUUUGAAGAGAAAUGUAAGACUUUGCAAAAGUGUUUUGAAGGUACAGAGCUUUACUAUUCUGUCCACAGUGGUAAACUCAAUGCUCAAAGAUGCCAUUUUGGUAUGGUUUAACACUGUGGUCUGGGUCGGAAGGCACUUUUUUACUGGAGGAGAACAUUAUCGUAACAGCGGUCACAUAUUCAGCGACACAUUUCACUCACAUGCUGU
This is a messenger RNA of Toxotes jaculatrix (banded archerfish), 4067 nucleotides long. It is a transcript of the gene cd226, whose product is annotated as CD226 molecule. The record is from RefSeq and is a predicted model, not a curated record. Gene Ontology annotation, cellular component: external side of plasma membrane. NCBI's taxonomy places the organism in Eukaryota, Metazoa, Chordata, Actinopteri, Toxotidae. Gene Ontology annotation, biological process: positive regulation of mast cell activation; positive regulation of Fc receptor mediated stimulatory signaling pathway; positive regulation of immunoglobulin mediated immune response. The transcript has 6 exons. The coding region runs from base 430 to 1476 and encodes 348 amino acids.